Neopelma chrysocephalum (saffron-crested tyrant-manakin) is the source of this 1577-nucleotide messenger RNA. RefSeq names its product LanC like 1 (gene LANCL1). Gene Ontology annotation, cellular component: plasma membrane. The record is from RefSeq and is a predicted model, not a curated record. NCBI's taxonomy places the organism in Eukaryota, Metazoa, Chordata, Aves, Passeriformes, Pipridae. Bases 40 to 1239 code for a protein of 399 amino acids. The transcript has 9 exons. Gene Ontology annotation, biological process: peptide modification; carbohydrate metabolic process.
GGGGCGGGCCGCGGCCGAGCCGAGCUCAGCGGGACCGAGAUGGCGCAGCGAGCGCUCCCCAACCCCUACGCGGAUUAUGACAAGUCCUUGGCCACCGGCUACUUCGACACGGCCGGGAGGCUAACCCCCGAAUUCACGCAGCGGCUGAAUAACAAAGUCAGGGAGCUGCUGCAGCAGAUGGAGAGGGGCCUCAAGUCCGCCGACCCGCACGACUGCACCGCGUACACCGGCUGGGCAGGCAUUGCUUUGCUGUAUUUGCACCUGUAUGAUGUGUAUGGAGACCCAGCCUACCUUCAGGUGGCCCACGAGUACGUGAAGAAGAGCCUGAGCUGCCUGACAAGACGCUCCAUCACUUUCCUGUGUGGCGAUGCUGGGCCCCUGGCAGUGGCCGCUGUCGUCUACCACAAACUGCACAACCAGAAGCAGGCAGAAGACUGCAUCACUCGUUUGCUCCACCUGCUCAAGGCUGACCCACGGGUACCCGAUGAGCUGCUGUACGGGCGCAUGGGCUACCUCUAUGCACUGACGUUUGUGAACAAGCACUUUGGAGAGGAGAAGAUCCCUAAAAGUCAUAUUCAGCAGGUCUGGGAAGCAGUUGUAGCCUCAGGAGAGAACCUGGCCAAAAAGAGGAAUUUCACAGCAAAGAGCCCCCUGAUGUAUGAGUGGUACCAGGAGUAUUAUGUAGGGGCAGCCCAUGGUUUGGCUGGGAUUUACUACUUUCUCAUGCAGCCUGGCCUUGGAGCAAGCCAAGGAAAGCUGCACAACACAAUCAAGCCCAGUGUGGACUAUGUCUGCCAGCUCAAGUUCCCAUCUGGGAAUUACCCUCCAUGCAUCGGUGACACCAGAGACCUACUCGUCCACUGGUGCCAUGGGGCACCAGGUGUAAUCUACAUGCUUAUCCAGGCCUACAAGGUCUUUGGGGAGCAGCAGUACCUAAACGAUGCCCUGCAGUGUGCAGAAGUGAUCUGGCAGUACGGGUUACUGAAGAAAGGCUACGGGCUGUGCCAUGGGACAGCUGGUAAUGCUUACAGCUUCCUGGCACUGUACAACCUCACUCAGAACAUGAAAUACCUCUACAGGGCCUGCAAGUUUGCAGAGUGGUGUUUAAGCUAUGGCCAACACGGGUGCCGGACUCCAGACACACCAUUCUCCCUCUUUGAAGGAAUGGCUGGAACAAUUUACUUUCUUGCUGACCUGCUGGUGCCAACCAAGGCCAAGUUCCCUGCGUUUGAACUCUGAAGCUGAGCUUGGCAGUUUCCUGCCUGAAUCCGUCCACACGUGGAAACGCAGUUGGAAGCUGUUUUCUCCUUCUUCCAGACUCAUCAUUCAUUUUUCACCUAACUGAACGUAAAUCCAUCCUCUUGAGGGCAUGCUGAGUUCUCUAACAUUUCUAGUCAUCUUAUUACACUGCUUCAAUUUAAAAGACAGAAUGCAAAUUUUGCUGAUGUCCCUUAAAAGCGCAGGGCUGCAGGUGGGAGCAGGGAGAACUGUACAGUAUUUUGUUGGCUACAGAGUUUUGCUAUUCUAUGUAUCCCAUUUCCUGGGAAAAAGUUUCUAUUAAAUGUAAGUUGGGCUGA